Messenger RNA from Doryrhamphus excisus (bluestripe pipefish), 14718 nucleotides. RefSeq names its product A disintegrin and metalloproteinase with thrombospondin motifs 20. The record is from RefSeq and is a predicted model, not a curated record. Gene Ontology annotation, biological process: proteolysis; extracellular matrix organization. Lineage: Eukaryota; Metazoa; Chordata; Actinopteri; Syngnathiformes; Syngnathidae. Gene Ontology annotation, molecular function: zinc ion binding; metalloendopeptidase activity.
ACAGCCCAAUUAACCUGUAUACGCAGUAGGGUCGAGCAAUAAUGCAAAUUUUGGAAUUGGUCUGAUACCAAGUAAAUACAGGUGCAAUGUUGCUAAUACCAUAAUACCAAUGCUGAUCAUUUCAACUUUACAUUUGUUCAGAAUCAGAAUCAGAAUCAGAAAAGGGUUUAUUGCCAGGUAUGAUCAAACACAUACUAGGAAUUUGUUUUGGUAUAGUUGGUGCAGACACAUCUAUUAAAAAAGAAUGAAAAAUACAAAAUAUACAGAAUAACAGUAUAAAUAUACUGUACACAGUCUGUUUUUUGUUUGUUAUUGUUUAAGCUCAUAGAAUUAUUUUGUGAUUUUGCGUUUACUCAAUUGAUAUGUUUAGAAUACAAUACAAUGAAAGUACUCACCACUGGCACCGCCCUACAGUGACGGCUGUGUUAAUUUAAAUGCUUGUCAUUAGCCAUUAUGCUAGCGAUAACUAUGUGCUAGUGACGUUUAGCUUGGUGAAACUCAUUUGUUUCAUGUUAAGGGAAUUGGAUUUUUUUUGUAAUUAUUCCAGUGGUCGUCUUUUUGUUACAAUGACUUUAAUUUCGGGUCGGUUGGUUUCCACUAGUAGCCACAGUAUUGAGUUAAACUUUAGCUAGAAACCUAACUGGAGAGCUAAAGCUAGCUUGCAGACGCUGCUUGAAAUGCUGGAAGGCGCCCUCUCUCUAUUGGUUCUACAGCCUCGGGGGCGGUGGUUUCCCCGGCUUUUAGUGUGUGUGCGUACGCGCGCCUUGGGUUUGCACAGGGUGGUCGAGGAGGGGAUGGCUGAGGGGAAGCAUACUUGGCACGGCUCCCUCCUUUCUGCUUAGUUUAUACCGGGCGGCGAGAAGGAGGAAAAAAAAGUGUGUUUAUGUAGGGGGGAUGAGAUGCAUGUGUCAGAAAUAAAUAGUACGGGCAGCUUCGUGCGUGUUUUUUAGAUUUUUGUGUGCAAUGAGGCGCUUGCACGUCGCCCUGCGAAAAGCCUCCGUCGAUCCGGCGACCUGCUACUGACAAGCGGGGAGACGAGGGACUAGGGGCCGCCUUGUGGAGAGCACCGCCGUGGAAACCAUGCAGUUUGCAACCUGGCUGAUUGCACUCAUGUGUCAACUCCCAGCACUCGUCCGGGUCACCGUGCAGCACCGCUUGCAUCCAAAACAAGAAGCCUUCAUCAAGCAGCUGUCAUCCUAUGAAAUCACCAGCCCGCUGCGGGUCAACGACUUCGGGGAGUCCUUCCCGCACACUCUGCACUACAGGCGGAGACGUAGGAGUUUAAAUGACGACCUCUCCGCCGCCCUGCGGGUCCACUACCGAAUCGACGCGUUCGGCCAACGUUUUCACCUCAACCUUAGCGGGUACUCGGACUUUAUCGCGCCCGCCUACACCGUCACACACUUGGGAGCGGAGCGGAGCGACUCAACGGGAGGAGAGCAGAAGGAGGCCGACAUGCGCCACUGCUUCUUCCGAGGUCACGUCAACUCCAGGAACGAGCAGCCGGCGGUGGUCAGCCUGUGCACUGGCUUGAUCGGCACUUUCACAACAACAGAUGGCGAGUACUUUUUGGAGCCACUCCUGAGCGUCAAGGGAGAGGAGUACGACGACGAGCACCACAAACCUCACCUCGUCUAUCGACACGAGAGGAAGCGAAAUACCUGGAGCAUGAGCGACACCAGCCAACCAGAGCCUUGUUUGGCCUCAGCAGACGCCUCCAAGCAGCCGGACUCCUUGGAGGCUCGAGAGAACUUGGGCGGGGAGCCGGACUCUCUGAGAGCCACCACCAAUGACAGCGGUGACACGAGCCAUUCCAACGGAACGCAGCACAGAACCCCGCGCAGACGGAAGCGCUUCCUUUCCUACCCGCGCUAUGUUGAGCUGAUGGUGACGGCCGACGCCAAAAUGGCCCGACACCACGGACGAAACCUGGAGCACUACAUCCUCACAAUCAUGUCAGUAGUAGCGGCCGUGUACCGCGACCCCAGCGUAGGAAACCUCAUCAACAUCAUGAUUGUCAAGCUGCUCGUCAUCCACGAUGAACAGCAAGGUCCUGCAGUGAGUUUCAACGCUGCCACCACUUUACACAACUUCUGUACAUGGCAGCAGAAACAAAACGUGCAGGAUGACAGCCACCCCUUCCACCACGACACAGCCCUCCUCAUCACCAGGGAAGAUAUCUGCCGGGCAAAAGACAAGUGUGACACUCUUGGGCUUGCAGAACUGGGGACGAUGUGCGACCAGUACCGCAGCUGUUCUAUCAGCGAGGAAAACGGAAUUAGUGCCUCCUUCACCAUCGCUCACGAGCUGGGCCAUGUGUUCAACAUGCCUCACGACGACAACCCCAAAUGUCGGGAGGCCGGCAUGAAGCACCAGUAUCAUGUCAUGGCUCCCACCCUCAACUACGACACCAACCCCUGGUCCUGGUCAAAGUGCAGCCGCAAGUACAUCACAGAGUUCCUUGACACCGGCUAUGGGGAGUGCCUUCUAGACGAGCCAGUCGGACGAACGUAUGAGCUGCCCACCCUCCUACCUGGUCAAAUUUACAACGCCAACAGACAGUGUGAACUCAUGUUUGGACCUGGGUCCCAAAUUUGCCCCUAUAUGAAACAAUGCAAGCGGCUGUGGUGCACAAGUGCCGAGGGGGACCAUAAAGGAUGUCGGACACAACACAUGCCGCUGGCUGAUGGGACGGAAUGCGGGCACGAAAUGUAUUGCAGACGCGGCAUGUGUGUCAACAAGGAGCUGUACCUGCAGCCUGUGGAUGGGGAAUGGGGGCCCUGGGGACCCUACAGCACUUGCUCCAGGUCCUGUGGCGGCGGGACGAAGAGCACCACCAGAGAAUGCAACAAGCCAGAGCCGAGGAACGGCGGGAAAUUCUGCGUGGGACGCAGGAUGAAGUUCCGCUCUUGCAACACUGAGCCAUGUCCGCGAGGGCGCAAGGAUUUCCGCGAGGAGCAGUGCUCUCAGUUCGAUGGCAAGCACUUCAACAUCAACGGUCUACCUCCCAACGUCCGCUGGGUGCCCAAAUAUAGUGGCAUACUAUUGAAGGAUCGCUGCAAGCUCUUCUGCCGGGUUGCCGGUGCGACGGCGUAUUAUCCACUGAAGGACCGUGUCAUCGACGGCACGCCAUGUGGCACCGACACCUACGAUAUCUGCGUUCAAGGCCUCUGCAGGCAAGCUGGCUGCGAUCACGUCCUGAACUCAAAGGCUCGGAAUGACAAGUGUGGCGUGUGCGGCGGCGACAACUCUUCAUGCAAAACGCUGGAAGGGAUGUUCAAUGAUGCCCAGUAUGGCUACAACACAGUGGUCCGCAUCCCAGCUGGAGCGACCAACAUCGACAUCAAGCAGGUCAGCUACUCGGGAAAGCCAGAGGAUGACAACUACCUCGCCUUAUCCGAUGGCCAGUCUAACUUUCUGCUGAAUGGGAACUUUGUGGUGGCCAUGUUCAAAAGGGAGAUCACCUUCAAGGGGACGGUCAUCGAGUACAGCGGCUCCGACACCACAGUCGAACGCAUCAACUGCACUGAACGCAUCGAGGAGGAUCUCGUUCUACAGGUCUUGUGUGUGGGAAACCUCUACAACCCUGACGUGCGUUACUCCUUCAACAUCCCCAUCGAGGAGCACAUGGAGGAGUUUGUGUGGGCACCUUCAGGCUCUUGGCUGGAGUGCAACCGCAUCUGUCAGGGUGAGCGUCGUCAAAAGACGGCGUGUGCACGUAAGAGCGAUCACAUGGAGGUGUCGGAGCAGCGAUGUGAACACUUACCUCAUCCGGCUGCUGUCACUGAGCCCUGCAACACGGACUGUGAAGUCAGGUGGCAUGUCACCGGGAAGAGCGACUGUUCAGCCAAGUGUGGACCAGGCUAUCGCAGCCUGGAAGUUCAGUGCAUGAAGUACAACCUGAUGAAAAGGCAGAGCCAUCCGGUGGCGGCCAGCACCUGCGCCGACAUCGCCAAACCUGCCACCCGAGAGUCCUGUCAUGGCGACUGUCUCCUCAAGAGCUGGCAGUACAGUGCCUGGUCACAGUGUUCCAAGACGUGCGGCCGAGGGAGUCGUAGCAGAGAGUCGUACUGCAUGAGCAACCUGGGCCGUCACCUGGUGGACAGGGAGUGUGGUGAAUACCAGCGGGUCCUCACAGAAGUCUGCAAUGAGCAACCAUGUCCCAAAUGGCGUGCCAGCGACUGGAGCGAGUGCCAGGUCACCUGUGGCAAGGGCGUGAGACACAGGCAGGUGUGGUGCACGCAAGCUAACGCAGACCAAAAGCUGAGGGAGCAUUCAUGCAACCCUUCCAGCAAACCCGCUUCCGUCGGGACCUGCGAGCUGCCCGACUGUGCUUCCUGGCAGGCUGGCGUGUGGGGUGCAUGUUCUGUGACGUGUGGUCAUGGAUACCAGGCGAGAGCGGUGCGGUGUGUGUCGGGCAACUACGGCAACACGGUGAAUGACAGGGAGUGCAAUGCUGCAGCCAGGCCCCGAGACAGUCAGGACUGUGAGAUGCCGGCAUGUCCGUGGGCCUCUCCCGUCCAAAGCACGCCUUGGCCUGAUAACUCUGCUCAGCUCCUGAUGCAAUGGCGAUAUGGCUCCUGGACAGCGUGCUCUGCAACCUGUGGCAAAGGAGCGCGAGCACGCUACGUCAGCUGCCGAGACGCCCAUGGAGGUGUCGCUGAUGAGUCCCAUUGCGCCCACCUGCCCCGCCCCCCAGAGACUUCCGAUUGCUUCAGUCCCUGUGGCCAGUGGCGCUCCGGGGAGUGGUCUACUUGUUCAGUGACGUGUGGUGCCGGGCGCUCCACCCGACAAGUCCUUUGCUCCAACUACCACCAGCCUGUGGACCAGUCCUUCUGCGACCCAGACGAGAGGCCGACGACAGAGCAGGACUGCAGCGCAGCAGCCUGCUCCUCAUCCUCCCGCCACCAGCGCAUCAACGACCAGCCCUACGGAUCCCCCAAAGAUCCUGGGCGCCAUCCCGGCCACAACAGCUGGAAUGUGCCGUCCACAGACAACCAAUGGAGGACGGGACCCUGGAGCGCAUGUUCCAGCACAUGUGCAGGCGGAUUCCAGAGGCGCGUGGUGGUCUGUCAGGAUGGUGACGGCCGCAGUAACAGCUUCUGCGAUGAGCGUGUCAAACCGGCCGAGUCCAAGAGCUGCAAUGCGGGGGCCUGCCCCCUGUGGAACUACGGCAUCUGGGCACAGUGCACUCAGAGCUGCGGCGGCGGCAGGAGGACUCGUCUGGUCGUGUGUCAGAGGCCCAGCGGCGAGAGGCUCAGCGACUACAACUGCGACGUCCUCAACAAGCCUCCCGACACAGAACAGUGUAACCUCCAGCCCUGCCCAGGCUCCGGCUCCUGGCACCGCAGACCAUGGAAGCCGUGUUCGGUGACUUGUGGCCGCGGCACCAAACACCGGGAGAUCACCUGCGUUGACCACAAGAACCAAAGCAAACUGGAGGAGCAGCACUGCCGUCACCUUCCUCGGCCACGGGCACAGAAGACUUGUCGGGGCCGAGGGUGUCCAACUUGGAAGGCCAACAGGUGGAGCAAGUGCUCGGUUACAUGUGGAGUUGGACUCCAGAGCCGAGACAUCUACUGCAGGCUGAAAGGGAGCGGAAAAGUCAGAGAAGAUCUAUGUGACACUUCAUCACGACCCCCUGAUGUCCAGCGGUGCCAAACUACAGAAUGCACCCGUUACAGUUGGAUAGCUGCUCCGUGGAAGGAAUGUAACGCCACCUGUGGCCCCGGCAUGAGGACCAGGCUGGUGGACUGCACAGACUACGGGAUGACACCCGUGCAGGCGGAUUACUGCGAGCCAUCACUCCGACCGCCGUCGCAUCAGCCUUGUAACGGAGCGCCAUGCCACUAUGUGUGGGCCACAGGGGAAUGGUCCCAGUGCUCCGCAAACUGUGGCAUGGGCUACCAGCAGCGUGUCGUCUCCUGCUCCACGAUGCUCUCCUCCCAGGCUCAGCCUCUUUACUCCGCCCAGUCACCCACCGCCGCCACCCACUGCCCGGAACCCCGCCCUCCCAGCAGCAGACCCUGCCUCCUCAAGGAAUGUCCGCAAGCAUCCUAUUGGAAAGUUGGACCUUGGAGUAAGUGCUCUCAAACCUGCGGGGCAGGAGUAUUGGAGCGCAGUGUGGAGUGUGUGACUUCCAAAGGACAAGUGUCCAAGCAUUGCCGUCCCUUGGAAAGACCAGAGUCUCAAGCUGCGUGUCAGGACAGAGAAUGCCAAUCCUUCACUUCCUGCCGUGAAAUCCAGAUGCAUCAGGGCAUGAGGAUGGAUGGAGAGUAUUACCUCAAAGUCAGGUCCCGCACCCUCCAGAUAUAUUGCACAGAAAUGGAGACCAACUUACCCAAGGAGUAUGUUACGCUACGCAGUGGCCAGACGGACAACUACUCUGAGGUGUACAGCUACAGGUUGCUCAACCCCUUCGAAUGCCCCUACAAUGGCAGCCGAAGACAGGACUGCAGCUGCAGGAAGGACUACUCCUCUGCGGGGUACACCCUUUUCCACAAGGUCCGCCUCGACCUGAGCACCCUGAGGAUACUGAUCACCGACCUCCGCUUUUCCCACACGCCUGUCGGUCGGCCUGUGCCCUUCGCCACGGCGGGAGACUGUUACAGCGCCGCCAAGUGUCCGCAGGGCCAGUUCAGCAUCAAUCUGAUCGGCACCGGCCUCAGAGUGGCCGAGGCCACCAAAUGGACAUCUCAGGGCAACUAUGUCUCAGUCAAGGUACACAGGUCGGAGGAUGGUAAAAGAAUCUACGGGCGUUGUGGAGGUUUCUGCGGGAAGUGCAUUCCUCAGGUGCACAAUGGCCUGCUCCUCGAAGUCGACUGAGCAUCCUGAAGACAGCCGACCAGAAAACAAGCAAGCAGCCAUACUGGUUAGUUGGACCUCAUCACAUGACCUCCUUAAAACAAAACGUGGUGCUUCUCCAAGCUGCCUUAUUCAAACUUUAGUGGAAGGAGCAAUGUUUGCGAGAUGAGUCAAUGAUCAAAUGAUCAAAGAAGACAAAGGGACACCUAAAAAGGACGAGGAAUGCAACCAAAAAACAUGGGAGUUAUCAUUUUUUAUUACAUAAAUACACAGCACAGUGUGUAUUGUCUUCAAGGAAUAACAUUUUUUAAUGCUUGUUUGUUGUGUUUCUUUAUGCCUGAAAUAAGAAAAUGCAAUGAGGGCCAGCAGCAUAGCCUCACCUAGCUUAGCCCACCUUAGCUUCUCUCUGUUAACAUUUUAGCUUAGCUUAGGUUGGUAUAGUUUAGCUUGUCUUACCAUGUCUCAGCUUAUCUUAGGGUAGACUUGCUUUGCUUCUGAUAUACAUGUCUGGAACAUUUGGGAUCAAUUUCUCUAAUGUGACUACAAAGAGUAGUGAUCAAAAUUAUUUUAGCAGCAGCCAGUGUACCUGACAUCCAACUCAACAUCACAGAAAUACUCUAAAUGCGCUAAUGAUAACGUUUAUUUAGCAAUAAUUGUGAGUAUGCCAUGUCCAAAAUGCGAACUCAUUAUACAUAACUUAAUGAUUUGGAGUGCAUGACAAAAGUGAAAACAAGACUGCUCUUUUUGACCACACGGUCAUGAUCAAGUAUACUGCUUCGACACAGCAGCAACAGAACCAAAAGAAUAUCAGCAAAGGUAGCUGUUUCAGAAGUCUUAACUUCCUAGUUGAUACAUGCUCGGCCCCAUCCCCAAGGUGUAAGAGUUGACUGGAAACAACAGUAUGGCAAGUGUAACAUGCAUUACUUUCACACCAAUAUCGGACUAGUAAUAUUUUAGUGGACGCGGAGCAACAUACAGCUGCUGGAUUCUUCAAAUGCCACUACUGCCAUCUUGUGUACAUCAGGUAACCUCCUGAUGCUGUGGCCCUGGCGGUUUAUUGAAUAGAGGUGUAAAUUGGCACAUUUACAGUACACAAUGUCAGAAAUGAUGAAAUACACUCCUGAUUAUAAUGUUAAGACAUACUGUUGGACCUUCAGGAGGUUCUAGAGUCCCCUUUAAUGACUUCAAAAAUGGGUUAGGGCAUGCUUGAUGCCAGUGGAGGCUAGUGGGAAUGUUGAAGAUGGCUUCAUGGAGGGUAUCCAUUGUUGAUGUCCAUUUUUAUACUGCCAUCCAUCCCCAAAUGUUCUCAAUUGGAUUUGGAUAAGGCGAACAUUGAAAAACACAGGAUGGCCGAAAAGAGUGAGCAUAUUCCUGUGGAAGAAGUCCUUUGCCAGGCGGGCAUUGUGACCUGCAGCGUUGUCCUGUUGUCAUGUCAUGUUUGUUGUUGUCAUGCCAGUAACCAUCAGGACCAUCAAGGUUACAUUCUUUCUCAUCAGAGGAUAUCCCCAACCUUUCAAUGUCCCAUGCAUCGUGCUCUCCUGCAAAUUCCAAAGUAGUGGUUUGAUGGACUUGAAGGUGAUGAAGUCUUUGAAGACAUUUUUUUCUUCUUUAAAGCCUUUUCUGGCAGAUGGCGGCUGAUGGUCAUUGGACUGCAACAAACUUCAUUUUGGCCGAGGAUGGUCCCGUGUCUUGACAGACAGCCAGUGGGAUCCUCCAGCUCAGGGCUGGACUUUUUUUUUUGCUCCAUAACCCUCAGGAUCUUUGAAUAAGUCUUACCACGUCCAUCCUCAGCUGUCAUGGCUAGGUGAGAUACAGCUCAACAAUCCCACUGCAUUCAAGAGAGAAAGCUUUUUUGCCUUUCUUUUCCUCUUUGAAAAAAAUCCCCCUGAAGUCUAAGGCACUUUCCCAGCCUUCCCUGCCAUGUUUUGAUGCAGUCAGUUAGGAAGCAACCGAGUUAGGAAGUACAUAUUAUUUUUGGACAGUAACUGUGGGAUGCUAAGAGCAUUAUGAGCAGGCUUGUUAUCACGGUGAAGCAUCCACGAGUUGUCCGACCACACGUGUGGUCCGUUCUCACGCACUGAAUGAAGCAUACGCCGCAGAAUCUCUUUGGAGGCAUGCUGGCUGAUUGCAUCCCGUGGAAGAAUGAAAUAAACAGUCCUGGAACUUUUCUGACACAUGUUGUAUAGACAGACCAUUCACUUUCAAAUUCACACCAAUUAACCGAGCAUGCAUAUUUUUUGGAAUGUGGGAGGAAGGUGGAGCCUCCGGAGGAAACGCACGCAAGCAUGGUGAGAACAUACAAACUACACACAGAGACGAUCAAACGGAGACACAAACUCCUUAAGAUGCAACAGUGCAAAUGUAAAUUCUUGCAAUUUUUCAACUAACAUUUUGAUCAGGAGUGUAAUGUCAUGUCUCGUCGGAUGAUAUGAACUACUGAUGUGCUUUUUAUACAGUAUCAAAGGCUGAUGCAUUAGAGAAGACAGAGGAUAUAUUUUUAUCUUUUAUUUACUGAUUAUAUAGUGUGUUCUGUCUACUGUAGGAUGUCUUUCACAACUUGAAAGAAACAGGCCAUUGAUGGACCUUGGAGGACUACACUAGCUUAUAUGUGGUUGACUUGUCUCAUUUUAAUGUUUGUUUUGUUUUUCAUUUGAACAAGUUCUGUCAGUUGUUACCUGCAUCCCCUACCUCUCUAUUUACAUUCGACUAUUUAUUCUGGAACCACCUUUGUGCAGGAGCCAUGGUCUUGCUGCUUAUCCCAUCCUGCUUCAUGUUGCUCUCUGCGUUAGGAUAACCACUUUGAACCUCUUGGAUGGUGCUGUUUGGAACGACUACUAUUCUCAUUACCUCGCAUCUUGACCUUUGAACCACUGGCUGUCAGGGUUUGGCUUGCAAACCUAGGAUUGUUCAUGUAUGGUCGCAAUGGUUGGCAGUUAUGCAAUAUUUGGGCAAAAGAGUUGGGGCACACUGCAAAAUUGAGAGGACUUACUAUAUAUUCAUACCAAAGAUGGUUGAGCAGCACAAGCCCACAUACCAGACUCGUUUUCACCAAGGGUCACAUCACGGUUAUGCUUACCCCCACUGUGAUACCAUAUAAAUUUGCAAUCACCUCAUGAUAUGACUACACAUUUUGCAAUGUUUUACCAAUACACGUACAUUGAAAUGUACUGGCGCAAGCAAAAAUCGGGGCAUACGGUCGGCCCCUGUUUAUUGUAGUUAAUUGGUUCCAGAUCCUGUAGACAUGAAAUAGCAUCCCAACAGUCUCCAUUUACACUCGUAUUUUUUUAUUUUUUUUUUUUUACUAUUAAUUCACACCACAUUGCACAUGCAAGCUAUCGAGAUGAUGAGUUGGCCUCCUAUUUAAUUAUUCUAAACUUAAGUGUUGAAAACAAACUGGCAACAAAGGACAAAUUGAAGUACAAAAAACCUACCUCUUCCACACGGAAUGGAGAGACAAUCUUUUUCUACUCCCAUUAUGUCGGACAUGCCACGGCCAACUUCAUGCAUUGUGAGAUAAUGUAAUCUAAUGUCAUGUCUCAGUGUAAUAUUACUGACGCCUCGUGACCACAAUAGUGCAUAUAAAUUGUCUGUCAAUAUAUUUUCACUAAUAGGCCAUAGAAACAGUGAUCAUGUCAUAAUUUUUUUCAAAAACACAAUACAGGAGAAAUUUUCGAGCAAGUGGAGCAAGGGAUGGCUUUCGGCACUCCCCUCAUUUAUGGCGAGUAAUUGUUUUUCGACCCGAAAGUGAAUUUCCACAAAUUAGGAUUCCUUAUUUAUAAAUGAAAUAUUUUGGUACUUAAAACAUAAAAGACCCGUUUACCACCUUCAAAAUGUGCUUUUUAAAGGGGACAUAUAUAUAUGCUUUUUUCCACUUUUCUGACCUGUUGAAGUGGAAUACAACACUCUAACAUGCGGUUUUGUAGCAUUAUAGAGUGUGCAUCAAGGAGCGGUGUGUAAGUUACAAGCUCACUGAUGUCUGGAGUUGCUAAUAGUCCUUUUUCCACCACCAGUCAGUGGUCUACCCAAGUUAGCCCCGCAAAAACAACCUAACCACUUUGCAAAUAGCUCUCCAAAGGCUUUGUUCAUUUAUUAUCAACUCCUAUACAAACAAAAUUAGAAAGUGGUAUUUGACAGUAGGAGUCCACAACUCAAUACAAAGGGACGGAACAUAACCAUAAUGGGUCCCCUUUAACAAUAAUAUUACAAAAUUGAGAAAAAAAAUAGACUCGCACAUGUUAGCAUUGGAAGCGUUCCUUGUUCUUUUUACAAUUCCUGUUUCUACACAAUCCUUACACAAUGUAACAUUACUGGUAUCUAGUGACUAAUGUACAAUACUACCUAGCACAGAGUGCCUUUGAAUGUGUUUUCUGAAUGCCUUAUAUCUGUAUAUGUAUUUCAGUUCAUUCAGCCUUCUUAUUAGAAGUGCACGAGGUUGAUAUGAGGAAUUAUGACGAUCCUUUAACCGCUAUUUUUUUUUUUAAAUCCAAUGGAGAUUACCCAUACAGAUCUGGUGAACAAAUCAAGUGUUCCUUUUUCUCCUCCUGCCUGCGACGUUAACAGCCUGUGCUAACUUCCCCUGAGCUGAUCAUUUCAGAAAUUUCAUAUGCUCGUUGCACCAAAUGCUCCACGAUGAGGGGAAAAAAACAUCUCGCGUCAACAGCAACGCUACGACACCCGGGGCUUGUCCCUAUCGCCACAGCAUUUUGAAAGUGCAAAAAGAUGAUGAUCUGUGAGUUCAUCAUGCAAAUGAUGGUACUGAAUGAAUAUCCCUUUACAGUGGUACCUUGUCAUACGACUGUCCCAACUAACGACCUCUCUGGGCUGAUUGUUGUUUUUUUUUUUGCUUGGAAAUGCGAGCUGAAAUCUGGGUACAAGCUACUAGUUAAUGGCAGGCAUAGCCGAGGACAGCAAUGUUGGGCCUUUUGUCAUUUCGCCGCUAGCAUUAGCGAGCCAGCAGUUCACUAACUAGUCAUUGACACAUCAGUAAAACAUGCGUACAUGAUAGCAAUCUAAUCUAUUUUAUUCGUUAUGGAUUGUGUAAAACUAUGAUAGGAACAUAAAAUUAAAACCACCAAAAAGAUCAGGAAAAAGCCAAAAGAAACAAACAAAAAAUGAAUACAGAUUUUUUUUUCGGUUACAUUGCAUAAAUAAAUAUGCACGUUAGCACUCAAUAAAGUCAACGUUUAUGCAUUCCCACACAGUAUCAACACUUGGAAUCAAACAUGAAGAAAAUACAGUAUAGUCGUCUGUGUGAAUUUGUCUUGGAGAUGAAUAAAGUAUCUCUUUAUGCAGUGUGUGAACGGGAGAAGGUGCAUUCAAGGAUGGUCAAAGAAAGUGGGACAAAUAUCCGCUCGCAUUAAGCAUUCAAAAACUGUGGGAUUUCUAACUGCAUAUUAUUUUUGAAGUCACCAUCCACCAGUACGGGCCUUUCAGAGAGGUUGUGUACCAAACAAAUGUGUACAUUAGUACUAUAAGGUCAUCUAAUAUUACCUUUUUACAUUACCACAUAGGAUCAGCAUUUGGGGUGAGGUGAAAAAAGGGCAGAUACAGUAUCGUAAUAGUAGUACUGUCAUAGUUCUGUGCAGUGUGGGACAAAGUAUAAAGUGCAUUAAAGUACUGUCAAGCAAACUGGGACAAAACACUGCUUGCAUUAAACUCUUCUAACUGUAUUUUAAAAUUGUAAAUAAUACUAAUAAAAUUUCAUUUUGCUAUCGUUGUAGUUGCAUAUCAAAUAGUUGACCACAAAGGGAUUGACAUCUCUACAAACUUCUUCCGUCUGUCAUUAAUUGUAAUUCAUUAUGAGUUAAACAUAGACAAAAUGUUUUAAGUGAUUGACAACCCUGGUUAUAAUAUACACAUAUUCCAUCAUCCACAAUCCUUGCAUCAAACAUGAACACGUCUCUCGUUUCUGUUUAUUCUUGUGCCUUGGUUUUUUUUUUCACCAGAGGAUAGUGUGCAAUGGAGCAGAAUGUCCAUUAUCUUACAUAGUAAAGGGAGGGCCCCGACUUUGAAUGUGACACUUGAACGUCUUGGCCAUUGCCCAAGUAUUUACAAGCAGUGUGAUAAAUCUACAAGGCAUUUAUGACACACGCCUGCCUUUUGUUUUUGGAAAAGUGGCAAAUCUGGCCUUUUUGAUAGUCAAUUGGGUACAAUUUAUAGCUGAACAAUGUGUAGAGGACAUGGCUAUACGGGGAUCCUGCUUACUAAAAUGGCUGCCAAGCUUGACCAUUGUCUACUUUGAUAUAUAGCUCCACAAAUCGGCGCUCUGCCAUCUUUGGUACAUAUUACAUGAUAUAUUGUCUAUUAUAACACAUGCACCAAUGACAAAUCCUACAUAAUAUAUUGUCAAGUAUGAUAAAGAAUAUUCAUUUACCACCAUUCAAAAAUGUCUGCUCAAUGAUGAAUUAGUCUAGCUUGCAGUGUCCCAUUUAUCGAGAAUAAUAUGAGGUUUGCCUGCAGAAAACAAUGUGAAAUCAUUAUGAAUGAGGAAUGAAGGGGAUAAAUGAACAUUUAACAGCACUUUGCCCAAUGUUGUUGGUGAAUACGCCGUUGUUGUUCUUGGUGAUGAGUUCCUUCUUGGAUUUCUAAUAGUGUUUACCUUCUCUGUCAGAUUGCUGGUAAAUGUACUUACUCAAUACAAAAUGCAUGGCAUAGCUACACGGCGGGUGUUUUGUUUGUGCACUGGAUUCCGUGGAAGCAUACAGUACAGGGCAAGAGGUUCUCUGGUUAUGUUCAAUUAACUCCAAAGUCACACAGUAAAAUUGUAAUACAUAAUAGUAACAAAACACUAAAUGCCAUAAUUAAAUGAAAGAGUAAUGAAAAAAUAAUAAAAGCCAAAGAACUAGCAAUAUUUCAUGUAAACCAUAAAACCACAGUAAGACCAGAUUCUACAUUCAUAAGGUCAGCGCUUACAGGAUGUGUAGCGCUAAAGACAAACUGUCACGUGUCCUGACUGUGGCUGCGUGAGUUUGCUGAUGUUGCUUUGGCUUGGUUGGUCCGACUGCAUCAAACUGAGGACCACCUGCCGUUUUCUUCGCAAUAUACAAUAUUGCACAAUAGCUGAGACAAAAACCAGGGCGAAAAUUUUCAGGGGUGUUGGAAAACUGAGGUUUGACUGUUUGCGGGGUUUCCUUGUUUUUUGAAUGUUCUAAAAUGUAUCUUGAAUGAGACAGGUGGUCUUAUUUUGGGCAAAACUCUUUAGUUUAGUCUUGGUGAGAUGUUUUGGACAAUUCUAUGCUUAGGAAUAUUUUCCCCACAUUCCAGCAUGAUCGGUGUGGUGUGGAGGUUUUUUUGUUUUUCCAGAAGGUUUUCCCAGAAUUUCCGCUUCCUGUCAGCGUGGCCUUGUCCCAUUACUUUUGCCCACCCGGUGUAGCGCAAAGCAGUAAAAUUGCAGCGCACGGUGCAGACUAACACUCCCACCUCCCUUUUUGUUCUUAAAGCUUUAACCAAAAAGUUAGUAGUCAUAAACGGUUUGUUUUGAUUCUCAAUAGAAGAAGUCAAUGAGCAGCUAGAAAGCCUUCCUUCGUAUGCGUACGUAUAUGAAGGGCUACGUGUGCUAUGAGAUCUGUAUCAGAAAUGGAAAGAAUAUGUGACGCACUAUGUGCCAAACCUUUUGUAGAAAUGUAUUCCUCUUUUCUUGUACUCGUUUUAUUUGUAUUGUAAUAACCGUGAAGCAUUGUAACUUAUAUGUUAUGUUAUUUUGGGUAAUAUCCCUACUUGAAUUGCAGGCUAAUGAACUCUGUAAGAUUUGGGCAUUGAACAGAAGCAUGGCAUUAUCCAAAGAUGUUACUAUGCAGUUUAUAUCAAAACAAAGGAUUUACUGUACACUGGUGCAAUGUUACUAACUAUACCAUGACUUUACGUCUUGCCAACUAACACUAACAUUUUUUGGAACACAAGGAAUAAAAGCCCUCC